AUGAGCGGAUACAAGACACUGAGUGCCAUGGCGCAAGAAAGCGAGAAAUUUGUCCUCGAGGCCGAGCAGCUCGAGGAGGUCCUCCGCAGCGGUGUUAAGGAGACUCUGGGCGAGGGAGCGAACGGCAAGGCGCUGCUCGUCCGCUGGGGCGAGGGCGACGCCGUGCUCAAGCUGGCCCAUUCCGGAGUGUCGUUCGAACACUUCAACUUCGUGGGCCGCAACACCCUGGGGAAGGUGUUGGAGAACUCGAAGCUGUCUGACAAGGAGCUGGUCCGCCUGAGCCUGCGGCUGUGCGUGGCCGUCCAGGAGGUGCACGACAAAGGCUAUAUUCACAACGACCUGAUGGACGACAACGUGGUCGUGGACGAGGCCACAGGGCGCGUGAGCAUCAUCGACUUCGGCAACGCCUGCCGCCCUGGCCAGAACGCCGGCUACAGCGCCAGCUCCAACGACUACUUGGCGCCCGAAAUCCUGGGCGACGGCACGAGCACCACAGCCUCCGACGUGUUCUCGGUCGGCUUCAUGCUGGGGCAGAUCUGCGACGAGAUGGCCCGGCCCUCCAGAGAGCUCAGGCGCCUGGCGUGGAAGAUGCAGAGCGCAAAGCCUUGCAAGAGGCCCGCCCUGUCCGCCGCCAUCAAGCGCCUCAACAGCUGCCACUGA
Messenger RNA from Penaeus monodon (black tiger shrimp), 660 nucleotides. RefSeq names its product serine/threonine-protein kinase shk2-like. Lineage: Eukaryota; Metazoa; Arthropoda; Malacostraca; Decapoda; Penaeidae. Gene Ontology annotation, molecular function: protein serine/threonine kinase activity; ATP binding. The transcript is spliced from 2 exons. Gene Ontology annotation, cellular component: cytoplasm; nucleus. The record is from RefSeq and is a predicted model, not a curated record. Bases 1 to 660 code for a protein of 219 amino acids. Gene Ontology annotation, biological process: protein phosphorylation; mitotic DNA damage checkpoint signaling.